Molecule: messenger RNA, 3901 nt
Organism: Dinoponera quadriceps
Lineage: Eukaryota; Metazoa; Arthropoda; Insecta; Hymenoptera; Formicidae
Product: tyrosine-protein phosphatase non-receptor type 61F-like
Exons: 12
Coding region: 1-2340 (779 amino acids)
Biological process (GO): protein dephosphorylation; DNA damage response
Molecular function (GO): protein tyrosine phosphatase activity; single-stranded DNA binding
Source: RefSeq, a predicted model, not a curated record
AUGCACAGUACAUUGGACCCGGACACUUUGUGCUACGCUUGCGAGUACAAAGAUGCCACUGGUAAGCAACGCAAAGUGACAUGGGCUAAAAGUGAACUGGAGUACAAUCCGUCAUUUAACAUGGGCCCACGAGAUGUUCUGCCCUGUGUGACAUCUGGUUCCCAUUUCGAAGAGGAAGAGGAGGAGAGAGUUCUUUGCGCUAUGAUAUGGGGAAUGAUUCCACCUUGGCAUCAGGGUGAUUAUAAGAAACGUGCUGACAAGUUAUCCACUCACAACAGUCGUCUGGAAGGCAUACAAACUUCGAAAUUGUAUUCACCCUCGCUGCAAAAGCGACAGAGGUGUAUUGUGAUUUGCGAGGGUUUCUAUGAGUGGAAAGCUAGUACAAAUAAUAAAUCUCCGAAGCAACCAUAUUACAUGUACGCAGCUCAAGAUAAAGGUGUAAGAUCGGAUGACCCUACAACAUGGACUAAUGAAUUUUCAGAGACGGAUGGAUGGAAAGGUUUCAAAGUGUUAAAGCUGGCUGGAAUAUUUGGGAUGUUUACAACUGAGGAGGGAAAAAUCAUACAUAGCUGCACAAUUAUCACAAGAGAGAGUAAUCAAGUUCUAUCUUGGCUGCAUCAUCGUAUGCCAAUAUGCCUGAACGAUGAGGAAGAAUGUCGAGCAUGGUUAAAUACAAAUUUAACGACAGACGCAGCUAUUAAAAGAUUAAAUGACAUUAUAUUGCAAGAAGGAACCUUAAGCUGGCAUCCAGUGUCCACAAUUGUCAAUAACGUUUUUCACAAAACUGCUGAUUGUACAAAAGAAAUAAAACCUAAGGAAGAAAAAAAGAGCAAUCAGGCAUCCUUCAUGGCUUCUUGGUUGCAAAAGGGGUCAGCUGUUUCCAAUAAAAGGAAGAGCAUAGACAAUAAAGAUACAGAUAUCAGUAACAAGGAAGAGGAAACGAAGGCCUCAAAGCAUAUACGAAACGUGACUGGCAGUUAUACGUACACAUGUAAUGAAUCAAAAAAACCACAGAACAAAAAUUUGAAUCGCUACCGGGAUGUGGCGCCUUACGAUCACAGUAGAGUUAUACUUAAGAAAGGCGUAUGUGACUACAUCCAUGCCAAUUAUAUACCGGUGGAUCGUGCUAAGAGGCAGUAUAUCCUGACGCAAGGACCCUUACCUCAUACCGCCGGCCAUAUGUGGCUGAUGGUGUGGGAACAAAAUUGUAAGGCUGUACUGAUGCUGAAUAAGGUAAUCGAAAAGAAUCAAAUUAAGUGUCAUCAAUAUUGGCCAUUGGGAGACACGGACGACGCCAGUAUGACGUUCGACGACGUUGGCAUAAAGGUGGAAUAUGUCAGCAAGGUGGAAACGUCAGAUUACACAACUAGGACAUUACGUAUAACGGACUUGGAAAGUAACGAUAGUAGGGAAAUCUUACAUUUUCAUUAUACCACUUGGCCAGACUUUGGGGUACCGCAAUGUCCAACGGCCUUUUUACGUUUCUUGGCAGACGUCAGGCAAUCAGGAGCAUUAGAUCAAAAUGUCGGUCCACCCGUCGUCCAUUGUUCCGCAGGCAUUGGAAGGUCGGGAACAUUUUGCUUGGUUGAUACAUGCCUAGUACUGAUCGAAGAGAACGGAUUGAAUUCCGUGAAUGUCCGGGAAAUAUUGCUGGAAAUGAGACGGUAUCGUAUGGGUCUGAUACAAACGCCGGAUCAGCUGCGCUUCUCGUACGCCGCCAUCAUUGAGGGAGCGAAACAAUUGCCACUGAAUGACGUGACAGGUUCACCGAGAAUACAAGAUGACGACGAUAACGACAUAAUAAAUAAUUACAAUUUUAUAAACCAUUCGCUCUUGGAGAAAGACGACGAGCCUCCUCCCUUACCUCCCCCGAGAGCGGAAUCUUUAACGCGCAGUGUUGCGAUCACAGAUACAAGCUUGGAAAAGUUCCACGAAGAUGGCGAAUUAGGUGGGCCGCCCGACAAACCGCUACCAAGCGAGCCGCCCGCCUACACGGAACCGUGCACGAGUCCGCCGUCCACCAUCUCCACGUCUGUCACAGAUGUUAUAGAAGAGCAAAAUGUCCCGUUACUCGCCGAGGUCGUCUCCGACGAUUCCUCGGAGGGCCGUUCCUCCCCACUAAGUUCCUCAUGUUUGGAUACAGUACGUAGACGUGGUGAGAAACGAGCGGAAAAGAACGAGCGGUUAGCGACGCAAGUGCGCGAUAUGAAACGCCGGCAGAGGGAUUGCGAAAAUUGGCAGAAGCUCAAGAGGUCAUUAUGCAACCCACUUACAAUAACCUUAUGCAUCGGGAUCGGUGGGAGUAUCAUAUUGGGUGGCUACCUGUACAUGCGUAGUUAGAUCUACCGUACUGCGUUUUCGAAUGGAUAUCGUACGUACGCAUGAACUUUACGAAUUGUCGGCAACACUUAGACGAGACUAGCACGAUCGAGGGAGGUUACUGUUCUUGGCAAGGCAUAGGUUCCGAUUCUACGAAGUUUCUUAAUGACAUCUCGAUCUCGACUGAAACUACGCCUUAAUAGUGGGAGGUGAAGUAAUUAAUUUAAAGGCCAGCAUAUUUCGCGUACCAUAUGCAAUCGGCAGUACAAUCGCGUCGCGAACUGAAACUAUAUCUCCAUUGUUGGAACGAUAAAAGCGAAAGUGAACAGUAGGAGACGGAGAAACAUCGCCGGAGCAGCAAGCUAUGUCGCAUUGUUGAUGCAUGCGCUGUUGCCAAUAUGGGAGAAUCGCAAACGGACGAUGACGAAAGUGGAUGGACUUUCGAUUUGUAUUUUUAUAUUGUGAUUUAGUCGACGAGUAUCUAGAAUAUCAGAGCGUACAUCAGGUCUAGAAGAUGUUUCGAUAUUCUCUAGAUGAGUAUCUGUCGUAAUGCUAAUUUGGCGAAUACUCGAACACAUAGUGACGUCUGGUGUACGUGUGUGGUACUCUUCAGAAUACUUUUACUAAGUUCCCUUAAAAAUACGGAUUUAACAGAAAUCAGUAGGUUAUAUCAUACAAUCAUGUUUAUGCAAACGUUAUAAUGAAAGAAUGAGAAGUGCACGGAAAGUUAUCGGUUUAUCACGGCACCGGGAUAAUUUUUUCCUAUAAUGAAAAAUUUAUACGAAUUUCGUGUCGUAUGUCGGAUACUCCGAAUUCGAAGCGUUUCGAAAUCUUCUUGUUCCUACAUUAUAGCGUCGAUCAUGAGCUCGUAUCGGGAAUAUUUAAGAACAGAACACGAAUUGUAGUUUUAAGCUCUAAAAUUGGCCCUUUUAUAUAUUAUUGAUUGUUAAUCAAUAAUUUAUAUAAGUUACAAAUGGAUGCAUAAGGCUCAAUCGUGAAAAAUCAAUCUCAGUCCCUGUUCUUUCUAGCGAGAAACACCAGGGCGGAUUUGGUCAUUUUCCGUAAAUAGAUUCUUCUCAUUAUUCAAUUAAAUAUCGGAAACGGUGAGCAAGAAGGAACUAUAUAUAGGUCGCAUUUUUCUGUAAUUUUCGACGAACCGUUUCUGAAUAUAACUUAGACUUACUAUUAGUGAUAUUUCAGGGUACCAAAAUCAUUAGCGUUGAUAAGCACCCGAUUUAUCUUAGUAGCGUUAAAUGGGUAUAAUCGCGUUAGGCCUAGAAAUUGUUAAAAAAUUUUUAUUCUAGUUUAUAGACGGACGAUGGACUUGUUUUUUUUUUUUUUUUCAACACUUGCCGAUUGAAGUAAAUUUUAUUUCUAUUGUCUCACAUCAAAUGAAGAAAAGGUAAAAGGGAGAAAAGCUUCUCUACGAGAAGAUAGAUCAGAUCAUGCGCAUGUUAACGAAUAACACAUUUGUGAUUUUUACGUAUUGCGAAAGUGUUUCGAUAACAUUCUUUUCUCACUUGCGAUAAUCUCGUUUGAACUCUUCAUUGUUGGGCUAUGAGUAAGAUACACUUUUUACUUA